AUGCUGGCGCUGCUGGCCGCCGGCGUGGCGCUCGCCGUGGCCGCCGGGGCUCAGGACAGCCCGGCGCCCGGCAGCCGCUUCGUGUGCACGGCGCUGCCCCCGGAGGCGGUGAGCGCCGGCUGCCCGCUGCCCGCGAUGCCCAUGCAGGGCGGCGCGCUGAGCCCCGAGGAGGAACUGCGGGCCGCGGUGCUGCAGCUGCGCGAGACCGUCGUGCAGCAGAAGGAGACGCUGGGCGCGCAGCGCGAGGCCAUCCGCGAGCUCACGGGCAAGCUGGCGCGCUGCGAGGGGCUGGCGGGCAGCAAGGAGCGGGGCGCCGCGGCCACGGGCAAGGACACCAUGGGCGACCUGCCACGGGACCCCGGCCACGUCGUAGAGCAGCUCAGCCGCUCGCUGCAGACCCUCAAGGACCGCCUGGAGAGCCUCGAGCAUCAGCUCAGAGUGAACGUGUCAAAUGCGGGGCUGCCCAGCGACUUUCGUGAGGUGCUCCAGCGGCGGCUGGGGGAGCUGGAGAGGCAGCUGCUGCGCAAGGUGGCCGAGUUGGAGGAGGAGAAGUCCCUGCUCCACAACGAGACCUCGGCUCACCGGCAGAAGACGGAGAACGCCCUGAAUGCGCUGCUGCAGAGGGUGACUGAGCUGGAGCGAGGCAACAGUGCGUUUAAGUCGCCAGAUGCAUUCAAAGUGUCCCUCCCCCUCCGCACAAACUACCUGUAUGGCAAGAUCAAGAAGACACUGCCAGAGCUGUACGCCUUCACCAUCUGCCUGUGGCUGCGGUCUAGCGCCUCGCCGGGCAUCGGCACUCCGUUCUCUUAUGCGGUGCCUGGGCAGGCCAACGAGAUUGUGCUGAUAGAGUGGGGCAACAACCCCAUCGAGCUGCUCAUCAAUGACAAGGUCGCUCAGCUGCCUCUGUUUGUCAGUGAUGGCAAGUGGCACCACAUCUGUGUCACCUGGACGACGCGGGAUGGCAUGUGGGAGGCGUUCCAGGAUGGGGAGAAGCUCGGCACUGGAGAGAACCUGGCCCCCUGGCACCCCAUCAAGCCAGGGGGUGUACUGAUCCUCGGGCAGGAACAGGACACUGUUGGGGGCAGGUUUGAUGCCACUCAGGCAUUUGUGGGGGAGCUCAGCCAGUUCAACAUAUGGGAUCGUGUCCUUCGUGCACAAGAAAUUGUCAACAUCGCCAACUGCUCCACAAAUAUGCCGGGCAACAUCAUCCCGUGGGUGGACAACAACGUUGACGUGUUUGGAGGGGCUUCCAAGUGGCCUGUGGAGACCUGCGAGGAGCGUCUCCUUGACUUGUAG
Cynocephalus volans (Philippine flying lemur) is the source of this 1296-nucleotide messenger RNA. RefSeq names its product neuronal pentraxin 2 (gene NPTX2). NCBI's taxonomy places the organism in Eukaryota, Metazoa, Chordata, Mammalia, Dermoptera, Cynocephalidae. Bases 1 to 1296 code for a protein of 431 amino acids. The record is from RefSeq and is a predicted model, not a curated record. The transcript has 5 exons.